Epinephelus lanceolatus (giant grouper) is the source of this 6483-nucleotide messenger RNA. RefSeq names its product phospholipase C, delta 4a (gene plcd4a). The record is from RefSeq and is a predicted model, not a curated record. NCBI's taxonomy places the organism in Eukaryota, Metazoa, Chordata, Actinopteri, Perciformes, Serranidae. Gene Ontology annotation, biological process: lipid metabolic process; intracellular signal transduction. Gene Ontology annotation, molecular function: calcium ion binding; phosphatidylinositol-4,5-bisphosphate phospholipase C activity. Gene Ontology annotation, cellular component: plasma membrane.
UAAGAACGGUUGCUGAGUUGGUGUCACUGCCUUUUUGUGAGUGAUGAAUUUUCUGUGGUUUAUAUUUCUUGUACAAGUGUAGAUGUUGCGUCAUAAAAGCUUCAGGGCUUUUAUUUUGAAGCCCAGACAUCCUCAUGCACCGGAAGUUACCGGAAGUUGGAGCUAGCUGGCGCCUCGUCGUAACGGCGAGUCCCGUUUUUUGUUUUUAAGAUGUCUAAAGUCCAAAUGCUGAGGUCGUUGGUGACGCAGCGACUAACUGUGGCUGCUGAAGAGAUAUUUGGGCUGUUUGAGAGAACGAUAUCGGAGUACGAGGAGGAACUUUCUCGCGCAAAAGAGGAGAACGAGCGACAGCGGAAGCUACUGGAGCUGCGCGUGGAACCGGAAAUAAACAGAGCAGAUGUCUUAUCAUCUAUCGUCUUCAAAGUUAUUGAGAAUAAAGACGAGGUUUCCCCCGAGCGGCAGGAGUGGAGCUCCACUGUGGACCAGGAGGACCCAGAGCCCCCGCACAUUAAAGAGGAAGAGGUGGAACUGUGGAGCAGUCAGGAGGGAGAGUGGUUUCAAGGGCUGGAGGAGGCUGAUGUCACCAAGUUCCCUUUCACUCCUGUCCCUGUGAAGAGUGAAGAUGAUGAGGAGAAGCCUCAGUCUUUACAGCUUCAUCGGAGCCAAACUGAACAUAUGGAAACAGAAGCUGAUGGAGAGGACUGUGGAGGACUAGACCCAGAGCUAGAUACUGUUCACGAGUCAGGGGACCUUUCCGAACUCCAGAUUGAUUUCAGUGACGUGUUGAAGGAGACCAGAGAACCUUUGUCAGGUUUAAAUAUUCUAAAAAAUAACAUAUGUAACACCGACAAGAAAUCAUUCUGCUGCUCCGAGUGUGGCAAACAGUUUAGCCAGAACUCAAAUCUGAAGACACAUAUGCGAAUCCACACAGGGGAGAAACCAUUCGGUUGCUCGAUUUGUGGCAAAAGAUUUAUACAGAAGGUUCAUCUGACGUACCACGUGGCCCGUCACACGGGGGAGAAACUGUUCAGCUGCAGUGUGUGUGACCAAAGAUUCACUUGGCUUUAUCAGCUCAAAAACCAUCAGUGUGUCUAUCGUCCGUUCUCAGAGGCAGAGCCUCCUCCAGCUAGCAGCUCGACUGAACACAUGGAAGCAGAAGCUGACUGAGAGGCCCCACACUGUUUUGCACCAAGGACCGAAGUCCUUCUGGGCGAUAUUGGAAUAAAUUACUACAAGAAACAAUUUAGCUGCUCUGAUUGCGGUAAAACAUUUGGCCGCAAGACUCACCUGUGGGAGCACGUGCGAUCUCACACAGGAGAGAAACCAUUCAGCUGCACGGUCUGCAAGAAGUGUUUCCCGUGGAGGAGACACUUACAGAGACACAUGCGAGUCCACACAGGCGAGCAAAGACUGAGCUGCACUGUUUGUGACAAGACGUUCAAUUGGCCGUAUCAGCUCAGGCUCCAUCAGUGUGUCGGCGAGUCGUCGCAGGUUCACGACGACCAAACACAGAGUCAUCGAGACCCUGACGGUGAGAUGAGACGCCUUCCUAAGAAACAGUUUCCCUGCUCUGACUGCGGGAAAGUAUUCGGGUACAAGGACUCCCUGCUGAGGCACAUACGAUGCCACACAGGAGAGAAACCGUUCAGCUGCUCAGUGUGUGGGAGACAGUUUAGAGAACGGGGGAAUCUGGGACAGCACAUGGUCAUCCACACUGGGGAGAAACCUUUCAGCUGCAGUGUUUGUGACCAAAGAUUCAGCUGGCGGAAACAGCUCAAGAAACACAAGUGUGACGGUGAGAUCAGCAGGAAAUGAACUCCCCUGUCUGGAAGUCUGCACUGCUGCAUACUGAUGGACUUCAUGAUAACCCAUGCGAAGUUAUGCAUCUGACGCCGCCAAGUGCCGCCGCAGACGGUCCAGGAGCUGCCCUGAUCCAGGUCUGGGAGGAGAUCCCCCACCGACAGGUAUCCACACUGUGAAACCUGAAUGACCAGUGCCAACAGAAGGAAGACCUCAUGUGUGGAGCGGUGUGUUUGGUGCCAUUCAUCUGGACUGUGGAGAAGGGAAACUGCAUGGACAACAUCCUGAGCUCUCAAAUGGGUCGCGAUUAUGAUGCUAGAAAAAGCAGCAAAAUGCCCUUAGUUAUAGUGUAGUGAUGUAUGUUAAUCUUGCCACAGUAUCACCCUAAAAAUGGUACAGUAACCAUACUGUUGGUACCAUCCACAACUUUCAUAAUAUGGACCAAACUGAACUGAACUUUUUUUUAUAUUUCCCUCCUACUUCAGGUCACCUAUUGCAGAGGUUCCUGCUGGGUACUGUAGUUUUUUUCUUUCUGGAGACGAGGUCAUUAAGAGGGAGUCCCUCCAUUUUAGUCUUGGCUCAGUCUGUGUAAUUUGAGCUGGGAAGCUGAUCUAAAGCUGUGGAUUAUUAAUGCCCCCGAACCUGAGCAGGGAACACAGAUGACGACCAAAGACGGACUUUUAAUAUUCAAAAUUUACAAACACACGUGAGUGAGCUUUCAGGUGCGUUGGGUAUGUCGGCAAUGACUGCAGAGGUCACCUGGGCGCAGUUUGGUCAUUUGAUGGUGAAUCUCUCUCAGAUGUGCUGUCCCCAUGGCCUGUGGCUUAACUGGCCUGAUCAAAGUUUGAUGAGCGGGGCUUAGUAACAUUACACGGGACAGAAAACACUGUGGCUCUCUGUGGUGGAGCUCUGCUGGUCCUCCGCCUGGCAUGAGGGUGUAGGGCUAGGGGAAACGGGGUGACUGUAAGCCUCUGCCAGUGAGUGUUGUUUGACAGCAGACAAGCUGCCAGACUGUGUUGUGGUUUUGAUUCCAGCUUAAGAAACAACUUCUCAGGCUCUUAACCAGUUGGUCGAAUGGUUCAUAAUUAGGUGUGAGAACCGCAAUGGAACCAAUAGGGAUGUCAGAAACAGCUCAGGUUGUAUGGUGUGUCACAUCCUUCCUCUAACAAUUAUCUAUAAACUACCCACACAACAGCCCCACUUAUCAUCAUCAGUACGUUUAGAUGAGUUCAGCCUGCUCCACUCUUCUUAUCCAACGAACAUAAUUAAUGUACAACUCUCGGAGCGGUUUAAGCAAAUGCUAAACAGGGCUAAGCAACGGGACAAAAAGGAUCCGGAAAGAGGGAUGGGGAUGGGGAGGAGGGAAGCAGGGGAGGAGGGGAGGAGUGUGUCACAGAGAGUUAACACUGGUUUCAGUUGUUGCAGGCUUUCAUUACUGCAGCGCGGCAUGCAGGGGGACAGAAGCAGCUCCUGGGCCAUAUGAUCUGUUCCAGCUCUGCGACUGGGACUCAGGGAUGAUCCUGCAACAGAUGGCAGAAGAGUGAGACCACAACGAAUGGCUUCCACAGGGAGUGGCCUCCGCAUCCAGGGGGAUGACAACCUCCAGUCCAUGCUGGUGGGGACCAUAAUGAGGAAAAUCAAGUCUCGUACCUGGAAGAAGCAACGCUAUUUCAAACUGCAGGACGACUGCAUGACCAUCUGGUACCAAUCCAAGAAGGCUGGCAACACCCACUCCACAAUUUCAGUGAGUGAUGUGGAGGCAAUACGAGAGGGCCACCAGUCCGAGGUGCUGCUCAGCAUCGCCGAUGAGUUCCCGGCUGACCGAUGCUUCACGCUGGUCUUCCGCGGUCGCAGGGGCAACCUGGACCUGGUGGCUGAGUCAGCCGAGGAGGCUCAGUCCUGGAUCAGAGGCAUGAGGAAGCUGAUUGACAACCUGGAGAACAUGGGGGAGCGGGAGAAACUUGACCAAUGGAUCGGUGACUGGUUCAGGAAAGCAGACAAGAACAACGAUGGGAGAAUGAACUUCAAGGAAGUGCGGGAUUUACUGAAGAUGAUGAACGUGGACAUGAAUGAGCACCAUGCUCAUCGUCUCUUCACAAUGGCCGAUAAGUCCCAGUCGGGUACACUGGAGGACGAUGAGUUUGUUCUCUUCUACAAGAUGCUGACCCAGCGGGAGGAUGUAUUACGGGUUUUCCAGGAGUACUCAGCUGAUGGCCAGAAGUUAUCCCAGAGUGACUUGGAGGACUUCCUGAGAGAGCAGCAGCUGGAGGGGGGUGACAUCCAGCAGCAUGCCAAGCAGCUCAUUGAGCGCUAUGAGCCCUCUGACACAGCCAAGCAGCUGAGUGCCAUGACGUUCGAUGGCUUCUUGAUGUACCUCGGCUCAGCUGAGGGCUCCAUCUUUCACCCACAGUGGCGGGGUGUCUUCCAAGACAUGACCCAGCCGCUGUGCCAUUACUUCAUCUCCUCCUCUCACAACACCUACCUUAUGGAGGACCAGCUCCGAGGACAAAGCAGCGUGGAGGGGUAUAUCAGAGCUCUGAGUCGUGGCUGUCGGUGUGUAGAGGUGGACUGCUGGGAUGGUGCCAAUGGAGAACCCAUCGUUUAUCAUGGACACACUUUCACCUCCAAGAUACUCUUCAAGGACGUGGUCAAUGCAGUGGGCAACUAUGCCUUCAAGGUAUCUGAAUAUCCAGUCAUCCUGUCCAUCGAGAACCACUGCAGUGUUGAGCAACAAAGAGUCAUGGCCCAACACCUCAACAACAUCCUCGGUGACAAGCUGCUGAAAAGCACAUUAGAUGGAAAGGCCCCCAUUGGGCUGCCAUCUCCUGAGGAUCUUAAGGGGAGGAUUCUGCUGAAGGCGAAGAAAAUCGGUGGUCUGGAGGAGAGUUUCAACGGGAUGGUGGAGGAGUCUCAGAGUGGAGAGGUCAGUGAUGAGGAAGAGGUGGCUGAAAUCGAUGAGGAUAACCUCCACCGCGAGAGUGUCCGUCGCAGGAUUAAGAAGUCAAAGCAGCAUCUGUCCAAGGAGCUGUCAGACUGUGUCGUCUACUGCAAAAGCGUCCACUUCAGUAACUUCAAACACUCUCGCAUCCACUCCAAGUUCUACGAGGUCGCCUCUUUCACAGAGUCCAAGGCCCGCAAACACCUGAGAGAGGCUGGGGCUGAGUUUGUGCACCAUAACUCCCGGCAGCUGACCAGGGUUUAUCCCAGUGGCUUCCGAACAGACUCCUCCAACUUCAAUCCUCAGGAAAUGUGGAAUGCUGGGUGCCAAAUUGUUGCAUUGAAUUUCCAGACCGCCGGGGAGGGGAUGGAUCUGAAUGAUGGAUUGUUUAGUCAGAAUGGCAGCUGUGGUUAUGUCCUAAAGCCUGCUUUCAUGAGAGAGGCCGAGAAAAGAUUUGACCCUGAGACACCUCAGAAACGGGAUGGCUACCAGCCUGUCGUCCUUACGAUACAGGUGAUCAGUGGUCAGCAGCUGCCCAAAGUCAACAUCAAAGAGGAUUCGAUAGUGGAUCCUCUGGUCAGAGUAGAGAUCCACGGUGUUCCAAGCGACCAGGCCAAGCAGGAGACCAGAUACAUCGAGAACAAUGGCUUCAACCCCGUGUGGUACGACACCCUACGCUUCACCAUCCACUCUCCUGAGCUGGCCAUGGUGCGCUUUGUGGUGGAAGACUAUGACAAGACUUCAAAAAAUGACUUUGUGGGGCAGUAUACACUCCCUCUCAGCUGUAUACAACAAGGUUAUCGUCACAUUCACCUUUUGUCCAAAGAUGGGACCAGUAUUCCUCCCUCCUCCUUAUUCGUACACAUCAGGAUUACAGAACUGGAUAAACCUUCACUUUCCUAAUCCAGCGGAGGUAUCAGAAAGAACGUGCUCAGCACAUCUUAUUUAGUCAUGAUAGUUGAGUCAUUACUUCGCAUAGAAAUACUUCUCCUAACAUAGUAUUUAUUUUUAUUCUUGUUUUAUGUAAAUAAGUACUACGCCAAAUCUAUAGUGGUUCUUAGGCAGCAUAUGAGAAAUGCAUGUUUUUGUUUCCUCCAUUAUAAUGUGUGUAACUUGCUCCUGUGAUUGACUUGAACUUUGCUGCUCAUGUUUGGUGUCCCAGGUAUUUGUCCCUGCUGAAAUAUUGUGUCGUAAAGAAGAAUGUGCCAGCAACAUGUUUAGAUCAGGAUGAAUAUUUCUGUCAGUAUUUUUCCUUUAACAAACAGCACUUCAUGGACCAGUGUCACUGCUACAGUCCUCAGCUUUCACUUUGGCCAACACGCAGAGCUUGAAAUGCAGCUAUCUGCUGUCCAGUGAGCAGCUGCAGCGGAGCAGCUGGAGGCUGCGUUAUGAAGUCAUCCAGCUCUCCCAGUCACAAAAGAGAUUUCAACAGAUUACACCUGUGGCUGCUUCUUCCAUCAACACCAGACUCCUCUGCAUGUCGUUCUUUUUAAGCUAUUUACAGGCUGAAAUCUGAAUUUAGUACUCGUGAGCAGUCUUGUGUCAUGUGAUGUUAUUUUUGUGGUAUGUACAUAUUACCCAUUUGUGUAAAGGUGUUUUGAUAUGUCUAUUUUUGUAUACAUGGAAGCAUUCAUAUGUACUGUACAGCAUAGCACAGUGUUGUGUUUAUUUGCUUGUUUUUUAUUGUAGAAGACCUCAUAUUCAUUUGCCACAUCUAUCUGCAAAUACAUAUGAUUUUCAUUUAA